Molecule: messenger RNA, 2240 nt
Organism: Oryzias latipes (Japanese medaka)
Lineage: Eukaryota; Metazoa; Chordata; Actinopteri; Beloniformes; Adrianichthyidae
Gene: cyp7b1
Product: cytochrome P450, family 7, subfamily B, polypeptide 1
Biological process (GO): bile acid biosynthetic process; cholesterol homeostasis
Molecular function (GO): steroid hydroxylase activity; heme binding; oxidoreductase activity, acting on paired donors, with incorporation or reduction of molecular oxygen
Source: RefSeq, a predicted model, not a curated record
GCCUUUUUUCUAACUUUAAGCAUAAAGCGCGUGCAGGAGUGAGUCCGGGGGAGCGUCGUUGGGGACCCAGUCAUGUCCGCGCUGCUGCCGCUGCUGUUCGGCCUCGUCGGGCUGCUGCUCUUACUGCUGCGCACCAGGAAGAGGAGAGACGACGAGCCUCCGCUGAUCAAUGGAUGGAUUCCUUUCAUCGGGAAGGCUCUGCAGUUCGGGAAAGAUGCCCACAAGUUUCUUGAAGAGUACAAGAGGAAGUACGGAGAUGUGUUCACGGUGCACAUAGCAGGUAAAUACAUGACCUUCAUCAUGGACCCACUUCUGUACCCGAGCGUCAUCAGGCAGGGUCGCCAACUGGACUUCCAUGAGUUCACGGGCAAAGUGGCGCCUCUGACCUUUGGAUACAAGCCUGUGCACUCUGACUUGUGGGAUAAAAUAAUGCGCUCCUUCCAGCUCCUGCAGGGAGACAACCUCCAACCCCUGACAGAGAGCAUGAUGGGUAAUCUGCUGCUGGUCUUUCGUCAGGACCACCUGGACCAUGGCCUCUGGGGGACCAGGAGCAUGUGUGACUUCUGUUCCUCCGUCAUGUUUGAAGCCACCUUCCUCACCAUGUUUGGCCGACCUGCAACCGGCCAGCGCCACAGCGGCAUGGAGGCGCUGAGAGAGGACUUCAACAAGUUUGACAACAUGUUCCCACUACUCAUUGCCCAGGUUCCCAUCUGGCUCCUGGGGAAGACCAGCGCCAUCCGCAAGAAGCUGAUCCACCAAUUCCUGCCGAAGCAUUUGUCCCGUUUUUCCAACACGUCCCAAUUCAUCAAGAUGCGGGCUGGACUGUUUGAACAGGAGAGCUUGAAGGACACCGACAUAGGAGCUCACCACUUUGCCAUGCUGUGGGCCUCAGUGGGGAACACGCUCCCUGCCACCUUCUGGGCCACGUACUACCUGGUGAGCCACCCUGAGGCUCUGCAGGCCGUCCGGCAGGAGAUCCUGGAUGUCUUGAGAGACGACGGCGUGGAGUUCAGCACCGACAACGAUGUGAAUCUCAGCAAGGAGCAGCUGGACAAACUCAUCUAUCUCGAAAGCUCCAUCAACGAGAGCCUCCGCCUGUCCUCGGCCUCCACUAACAUCCGAGUGGCUCAGGAGGACUUCAGUCUGCGGCUCGAUGCCAGCCGCGCAAUCUCUGUCCGGAAAGGAGACAUCAUCGCUCUGUACCCCCAGAGCAUGCACCUGGACCCCGAGAUCUACGAGGAGCCUCAGACAUUUCGGUUUGACCGCUUCGUGCAGGACGGCGCCGUGAAGACAGACUUCUACAAGGAUGGGCAGAAGCUGCGGUACUACCUGAUGCCGUUCGGAUCUGGCUCCUCCAUGUGCCCGGGGAGAUACUUUGCCGUCAAUGAGAUCAAACAGUUCUUGUCCGUGCUCCUGCUCUACUUUGAGAUGGAGCUGGAGGAGGGGCAGCCCAGACCUGCCCUGGACCCCAGUCGAGCUGGACUGGGGAUCCUGCUGCCCUCCACUGACGUGCGGUUCCGUUUCAGACUGAGACCCACUGAGGUGUAGUGUUGUUGGGUUAUUGGUCCUCAGUGGUUCUAAUCGUCCAAGUAGUUAAACCAGAUCAGUAGUAAGACUUCCAGUGCAGGAGCCUCAAGUCACAUAAGCAGACGAUUAACCAGAGCAGGAAUAAGUCAGACCACAGCAAAAAUCACACCUAAUCACACCCACAACAAGAAUAAUCAAACGAUGAGAUACUACAACUUUCUGUGGCCCAGAUUGUUAUGAACGAUCUAAGGCUGGACGGCUUAAAGUUGGACCAGGAGAAUCAUAUAGACUGGAAAACUGUCCUGGAUGAGCCCCACCUUCACAGUAGAGGAGAAAGGUUCCUGCAACCAGAUGAAUCUCCUACAGAACUGACCACUUGUUAUUUUUUUAUUUUUUUCAAAUAAAAGCUGAUAUAAAAACUCCUAAUAGCUGAUUCUUCCUGUCUCCUCCAGAGGUGAUCAGGGUCCAGUUUGUGUCCAAGAAGGAUGCUGCAAUUGUACUGAUCAAGUGGAAAAUGAACAGCAGACUGUUUUGGAGAUUUGUGUUCAAAAGAAAAAAGACCUGUUUUUAGAACAACAGUUGAUUUCUAUUGUGCUGUUUAACCUGGGUACAUUUAAACCACUUUGGAUCAGCUGGUUCUGCUGUGCCAUUUCUGUAAAUCUGGCUUUUGAGUCCCACAUUUCAACAACCAAGAUAAAAUACUUUGAAAAUCA